AUGGAGCGUUUCGGCAAAGUGAGCCUCUCGAUCCAUAACUUAGAACCAGCAGUGGCCAUGCACCACCUCACAACGGCUCUUAAGCCAGGACCUUUUGUUAACAGCAUCUGCAAAAAACCACUUGUUGACCUAGACGAGUUGAGAAGCAGGGCUGUCAAGUAUAUGCAGAUGGAGGAAUUGUAUGAGAACCGAAACCAGAUACGAAUGGACCAGGGGUCCAAUUCAAAAAAUACAGACAUGAGAGAAACUUUCAAGUCUAGGCAAGAAAAUAAGGAGAGAAGAAAUGAACCUAAAAAGCUGCCCAAGGGACCCAAAUAUCCUUCCUACACUACACUCAACACUAAUCGGUCUAGAGUACUAGAUCAAGCAUUGGCCACAGAAAUACUGAGAAUGCCUAGACGUGCCAACACUCCUCCUUGGGCAGAUAAAAGCAAGGUCAUUAAUACCAUAGCUGGAGGGUUUGCCGGUGGCGGACCUACCCAUUCAGCCAGAAAAAGACAUUUGAGGCAAGUAAGAUCAGUCAACAAUAUCACACUCGGUAGUAGGAUUCAGAUUCUCCCUAUUACAUUUACUGAUGAAGACUUUCAAGGAGUGGAUCCUAUACAAGAUGACCCCAUGGUGAUAAGUGUAGACAUUCUCAACUGCACUGUCCGGAAAACACUCAUAGAUCAUGGGAGUUCAGCUAACAUCCUUUACUGGAAUACUUUCAAGCAAUUAGGAAUACCAGAAGAGGAACUCAAAGAAUAUUGUGAACCCCUAGUUGGUUUUUCAGGGGAACGGGUGGAGACUCGUGGGUGUAUUGACCUUUACACCUCAUUUGAAUCAGACUAUGAAGGAAAACGCAUCAAGGUCACGUACUUGGUAGUUCACACGAACACCUCGUACAACAUAUUACUCGGCAGACCGUCCCUUAACAAACUUAAAACUAUAGUAUCUACUCCAUAUUUGGCUAUGAAAUUUCCAUCAGAAAUGGGCCUAAUAGUCACAGUUCAUGUUGAUAAGAAGAUAGCAAGGGAGUGCUAUUUUGCAAGCUUACGCAUCAGACCACUCCAAGAAUAUAAGCGAGAUGUCAACAUUGUGACCCCUAGGUCUGAGGAGGACGUAGAUAUUGAACUUGAUCCUAGGACUGAUGAAGGGUGUCGGGUUGAGCCUAAUGAAAAUAAGCAACCUUUUCAGCUGAGACCGAAGCCUGAACAAGUUACUUACUUGGGAGUCGGCCUAUCUGGCCAAGAAAAAUAG
Molecule: messenger RNA, 1239 nt
Organism: Abrus precatorius (Indian licorice)
Lineage: Eukaryota; Viridiplantae; Streptophyta; Magnoliopsida; Fabales; Fabaceae
Exons: 2
Coding region: 1-1239 (412 amino acids)
Source: RefSeq, a predicted model, not a curated record